Messenger RNA from Leucoraja erinaceus (little skate), 1684 nucleotides. RefSeq names its product phosphatidylcholine transfer protein (gene pctp). Gene Ontology annotation, molecular function: phosphatidylcholine binding; phosphatidylcholine intramembrane carrier activity. The transcript is spliced from 6 exons. Lineage: Eukaryota; Metazoa; Chordata; Chondrichthyes; Rajiformes; Rajidae. Bases 17 to 667 code for a protein of 216 amino acids. The record is from RefSeq and is a predicted model, not a curated record.
GACCGCACACACCGCCAUGGCUCAAGGCUGCGUGGAGUCCGUCUGGCGGGAGCUGGACGCGCCGGACCUGGGCGGAGGCUGGGAACUCUUCCUGGACAUCGCUGGCAUUCACAUUCACCGCCUCUACCGCGAGGAAUCAUGCCUUUAUGAAUAUAAGAUCUGUGGAACCUUUUCAGAUUUUGGGCCAGAGUUGUUUGUGGAGGUGUACAUGGAUCUGGAGUACAGGAAGCAAUGGGAUAAUUAUGUGAAAGAGCUGUACGAGCUGGAGCAUGAGGGGCAGAAACUGAUUUACUGGGAGGUGAAAUACCCAUUCCUCUUGUCCAAUCGAGAUUAUGUGUAUGGGCGUGUGCGUCAGGAUUUAGAUAUCAAUGGACGAAAAAUUUGGGUGAUUAACUCAAAAUCACAAUGUGCGCCGGGAUUACCAGCCAAGUCUGGUAUCAUCAGAGUAGAGGAUUAUCAUCAAACCGUGGUUCUAGAGAACGAUGGUAAACAAGGCACUAGAGUGUUUCUGCAUUACUUUGAUAAUCCCGGAGGAAUGAUCCCAACAUUCCUCAUUAACUGGGCAGCAAAGAGCGGUGUGCCUUCCUUUCUGAAAGACAUGCAGAAAGCUUGUGCCGGCUACCCUGAAUACUGCAAGAAAUCUGGAAAGAAGUCAGCGUUCUGCUGAUUGAUGAAGGAAGUGAGGAACAUAACAUGCUCUGGGCUGCAUUGAACAUCACACCAGGCAGUCCCGUCAAUGAGUAGGUUAUUGAACAUUGCUCCAUACACUUUCCAAGGGAGAUUGGCUAGAGAUUCCACUCUGCUGUGCGGGAGGCAGGAGGGAGGAAUUGGCAUGAAUCUUAGCUUUUACUUGGACUUGGUGUAUUUCCCUGGCAGUAGUGUGAAUCUUUCCCAUUGUCCCAAGUUUGGUUGUGCACUGUAGGCCAGGCCUUGUGUGAAGUAAGUCCUUCCCUGGAUUUCAGACAGUUCCCCUUUUCUUUCAGCAGUUGCCUUUCACCUCCCUCCACACUGUUUCACACAGGGUUGGGUUCUGUGUUUGGAACUCCAGUGGCUAUUCUGGCUGGACAACAUUCAACUGUUCUUGCCGGGGUGUGGGCUGGAUGGAUGCAUCAUGGGGUAUGGACACCUUCUCUGAGUGACCAUCUCUCACCAGCUGCAGGGAUUGCAUCCAUUUUGGUGCAAAUCACAGUGCUGACGUCCCGGAACAUGUUCAUAAGUGAUAGGAGCUGAAUGAGGCCAUUCGGCCCAUCAAGUCUACUCCACCAUUCAAUCAUGGCUGAUCUAUCCCCAUUCUCCUGCCUUCUCCCCCAUAACCUCUGGCACCCGCACUAAUCAAGAAUAUAUCUAUCUCUGCCUUAAAUAUAUCCACAUAUAACCUCCACAGCCGUCUGUGUAAAUAAUCCCACAGAUUCACCACCCUCUGACUGCAGACGUAUUGAGAAUGUUUAAAUUUACCAUCAUGAAUGUUCAGUGCAGUAACUUAUUUAUUUGGCUUCCCUUAAUUUGCUCACCUCGACAGGUGAUCAUUGGCUGUGUCUGAACGAGGAUCCCUGGCUGACCUCUGGCCUUUCGCAGGUGGCCUUGUGUACUUGCCACCUUCACAGUUAUUAAUGUUUUCAGCCGUCAAUCUCAAUGUCCUGAUUGAUUAAAUACUUGUGGCGGGACGUGAGAUUGUGUUGCUGCA